Aegilops tauschii subsp. strangulata is the source of this 1115-nucleotide messenger RNA. RefSeq lists its product as uncharacterized. NCBI's taxonomy places the organism in Eukaryota, Viridiplantae, Streptophyta, Magnoliopsida, Poales, Poaceae. The record is from RefSeq and is a predicted model, not a curated record. Gene Ontology annotation, cellular component: plasmodesma; plasma membrane. Gene Ontology annotation, biological process: defense response to other organism.
UCGUCACUCUCUUAUCAGCUAGCUAGCCCCCCUUAACUAAGCACCGAUGGAACCGUGAGUGUGCACUCCAAUCUCGGUCGCUCAGUCCACCACCAUGUGCUUCCUUAAUUCCUACCGUCGUCUGCGCACAGCGGUGGCCGAGCUGUGCGGACGCAAGAAGAAGGGCUGUGGCACCAAGGUGGCCGUGUUCGCCUGCAAGACCGCCACCAACUUCGCCGUCUCCCUUCUCAGCGUCUUCCUCUUCUGGCUCAUCCUCUUCCGCCCCUACCAGAUUCGCCCCACCGCCACUGCCGCCGUCCUAACCACCUUCAACAAUGUCACUGCCGACACGCUCCGCUACGACCUCGCCCUCGAUGUCACUUUCUCCAACUCCCACCAUUUCUACAGCGUCCGCUUCGACCACCUUACAGUGGCCGCCUACUACAGCGGUACCAAGCUUGGUGGCUCCUCCUCUUCGGAUGGUGACGGCGAGCUCCCGAGCAGCUUCAAGCUGAGGCCUCGCCGGCACCGAACCAUCCAUCCGGUCCUCAGCGGCCGGGCCAUCAAUGUCGGCGGCGCUGUGGCCGACCAGUUCUCCAGGGAGGGAAAGGGAGGGCGGUUCACCAUGGAGGUUGUGGUGAAGACGACGCUCACCUACAAGUUUUGGCCCAAGAAGGCCGUCUACUACCACGAGUACAGCUGCCAGCUCAUGUUCCCUGACCCGGCCAAGGCCAACGACGGCGCGCACUCGGUCAACGGGGAUGUCAGGGGCCUCCGAGCUGAACCAUUGUAUAUAUGUUUCACGUGUGAAGGAUUGCUAAAUUCAUCAUCUGAAGGCACCCAGUCAUGACAAUGAACAAUUUCUUCUUCAUGGGAGCACCGCUAGAAGGCCCAACUCUCGCCCUUCUUCUUCUUUGGACGAGAAGGCGCAGACUCACUAUCAUGCAUUUCCUCUUCCUCAGGCUCAUCCACACAUGUGUCUCCUUCAUAGUAGUACCAAGGGUCCUCUCUGCAACUUCAGUUGUUCCAAUCUAUGAAGCAACUCAAUCUCUCUUUCAUCAACACCCAGUGGUGUAGGAUCAUAACCAAACUCAGGUGGCCAAAUAAAAUCAGCACUGAAAUCCCUUUCUUCUUCA